AUGAUGAGAACUAGAUGUAAUAAACACAAACAAUAACUAAUCCAAUUUAUUUGUUUAUAAGAGGAUUGUCAAAUUAAUAAAUUAGGAUGUAUAAGUUGUUUCCCAGAUCAUGACGGUCACACUAAAAAAAUUAUGGAAAUAUAGGAUUUUAUUGAAAAAAUUUAACAAAAGGAUAAAGAUCUUGAAUUAAAGUAUCUAUAACUAAUUAAUUCAAACUCAGUGAAGAAGAAUAAGGAAUAAAUAAUCAGAUCUAUUUAAUAAUAAUGCAAAGCAAUCUAAAGUAGAGCAUUUAGUUUUAUUGAUCGUCACUGCGAAGCUUUAAUAAGCAAUGUUUAAAAUAAGACUCUCAAUGAUUCAAAUUCAUAAUUAAAAGUUAAGGCGUAUCACGAUGAAUUUGAACGGAUAAAAAAUAGGUCAACAUAUACGUUAGAGAAUAAAGAGGUUGAAUUCUUAAUUAACUUUGUUUUGACAAAUGAUUAUCCUGAAAUGAUUGCCAGUGCAAUGUAAAUCAAAGAUAAGAAUAUUCAAGAAUUCACAAAUGAUAUUAACUAAUAAAUUAAUGCAAUUGAUGACUCACUUUCUGAACUGUACAAUCAAUUAGAUUCACAACUUUCAUCCUAAUAAAUUGGUAACUAUCCAUCAUUUGACUAAAAAAGUAAAAGCUUUCAACACAAUUAUUCAUUUACUCUUGGAAUCUUACCUAAGAGUCCAAAUCCAAAUUCAACAUAAGGUAAGUCAAAAUCUCCCUUAAGAUUAACAUCUACAAAUCAAUCAAGAAUAAAGACACCUGAAUCAAGCAAGAAAUAAACACCUUAAAUUGGAUCAAACAGUAGAAUUUAGAUAUCAAAGUUUCUUGUAAGUUCUCCUCAAAAGGAAGAGGAUGACUACAUUACUAAAAAUAAAAAUCUAGAAUCAUUAAUCACAAAUGUAUUGAUGAUCCAUUUGCCAACCAAAUAUUUGAAUGAUCACUUGCCAUUUUUUAAAAGUAAUUAUACUGAAUUCUAAGAUUACAAUAAUAUAACCCAGCAGGAAAAAAUUUAGUUAAUUGAGGAUCUAAACUCUUAAUUACUCUAUGUAUUGUGGGAUAAUCUAAUGAUAGAAUGGUUAAAGCCUUCUUUCAAUUUCAAUAUCCUAUAAAUCAAAGUUUAUGAAAUUGAGAAUAACUUCAAUUCAUUUCUAGAAUUAUUUGAUAAACAAUUAAAAUUGUACGAAUUCGUUGCUUAUGUAAUCAAAUAAAAAGUGAUUAAACCAAAAAUUGAUUAUUAGACGUGGUUCAUUAUAGCAAAUAAGGCAACGAAUUCAUUUAAAAUGUAUAAUAUUAAACCAAGUGGAAAGAAAGUUAAUAAGGAAUUGACAAUUGAAGAUUAGUCCUUUUCUUGCAUAGAUCAAUUAAAAUCUGCUAAUGUAUAUGCGUAAUUUCCAAAAGUGCUUUAAGAUCAUCUAAAUGGAAGUUUUACAAUUGAAAGGGAUCUAAAAAUUAUCAUCAAAGGAAUCAUAGAUCCAAAUUUCUAAACUUAGCUUUUAGCUGAAAGAUUAUAAAUUUUAUUAAAUUUGGUUAUGAACCCCUAGGCAUCCGCUAAUCUCACAUUUUAGAAUAUUGAAAAACACUUCGAUUAAGUUCUCAUCAAUUUCAAGUAUUUUAUUAACUACCUUAAUCUCUCAUUAAAAGAUACGCUGUAAGGUUGA
Paramecium tetraurelia is the source of this 1686-nucleotide messenger RNA. RefSeq lists its product as uncharacterized. The record is from RefSeq and is a predicted model, not a curated record. The transcript is spliced from 3 exons. NCBI's taxonomy places the organism in Eukaryota, Ciliophora, Oligohymenophorea, Peniculida, Parameciidae.